GCAUCUUGUAUGAUUCAUUAUCAUGGCAAAGAAGCAAAAGUUUGUGUCACUAGCUACUAUCUUGGCGAUCAUAUUGACCAUGGUUGAUCUCCAAGCGAGAGCUUCAAUCUCAGUUCACAAGGGCAACCUUGCGGAUCUCUCAUGCUUCACCGCCAUCUUGAGCAUGAAUGGCGACGCCUCGCACAAAUCCAACUGGUGGCAGUUCCUCCAGUACUUGCAAUCCAGCAGCGACCAGGCCUUCCUGGGGUACAUGGUCUCCAACUUCACUGGCCAGAGCAAUCUCACAGCGGAGAUCCGCGAGAAAGGGGGACUCCUGUCCACCAGGAACGCUUCCCUCAUGGAAUUCCACUCGGUCUCCAAGAUCAAUAAGCUGGGAAGCAUGGAGAUCACGAUGUGGGCUUUGGGAUUCCUCUGCCUGGAUGAGGCUCCAAGCUGCGUCAAGUUCACACCCGUGGUGCUCCAAGCGAUCCCUGGUUCUUCCCCAAGCAAGUUGGGGUUUUUCAGCUUGUGGGAAGAGCAGGACGGCGGGAUCCUGGCGAACUCGGUCGCGUCCAAAGUGCUGACCAUCGAGAAUUGGAGCAUGAGCAAGGAGAGUUUGAGUGGAAUGAAUCUGAGAAGCCUCGACGCCAAGCUCGAUCUCUGCAAAGGCUUGGAACUUCAUCCAGCGCAUGACAGGAGCAACCAGGAAUUAUUGGGAGGUCUUGAUCUGCAGAGCUUCGACGUGAAAACAGCCCCGGAAGCCGCGGGAUUCAGGCUCAACGAGAGGGUGACAAACAUCACUCGACCAAACAGGCGCUUGUGUUUGCUGGGGAUCGAUGACAACACCACCGGAUCAUCUUUGGAUUCCUCGUUGUCCUUCGACUUGCGAACCACGACGACACUGGUAGAAAUCCUGGGCUCUUUUAUGUCUCAAGUCAAGAAUUCUUACAUCCAAGCACAGAGCUCGGCGCUAGAUCUCGAGCAUCCCGGCACCGAUUUCUGGGUGGCCGCGGUCGCGCUCCCCGGCGCAUUCAUCGCGGUCGUAGCUGCGGCGCAGCCUUUCAUCAACUUCCAGCUCACGUUCUUCCGAAACUUGGUGAGAUCACAGGGCUGGAAAACGGCACUUCUGUGUGUCAGUAACUCCGUGCUCGCUCUCGGCUCGUACUCGGCGAUCAUCACCGUGACUCCAGCCGAGAUCCAGAGGCAGGAGAAACUGAGGACCUGGGGAUUGCUUGCAGACCAGGUUCCAAUCACGAACCGUGGCCUCCAAGUUUUGGUAGUGGUCAAGGGGGAAUCAAGUUACAGAUCGGACAGCCUCUUGCUUGUGUGGUGUUCCACCGCCGUGCUUGUUCCUGUCAUCGCCUGGAUGACGUUUUACAGGUGCAAGCAAGUGUUUUACGUGAGGAGGAUGCUCAAACUCUUGGCUGAGCUGGAGCCUGAACGCCACGACGCCGACGAAAGCAAUGACGAGAGACUUGAUGACCUGCGAGCCAUUGAGAUGGGUUCCGUGGAGCAGCGGCAACUCGAGAAGAGGCUUGCAAAGAUGAACGCCAUGCCUGGGACGAGCAUGGUGACAUCUGUUAAAUCACUGGCUCGCCAAAGACAAUCCUUAACACGUAGGCAUUCAUGCACGAGGCAAAAUGCGUAACAUCGAAAUCUAACUUGUAAAAUAUUCUUCAAGCUCCUACCCUCUCCAAAUUCUUUAAACGGCUUCUACAACUGCUGUGGAAUCUGCUAACCACCAACUGA
This is a messenger RNA of Selaginella moellendorffii, 1728 nucleotides long. RefSeq lists its product as uncharacterized. The record is from RefSeq and is a predicted model, not a curated record. NCBI's taxonomy places the organism in Eukaryota, Viridiplantae, Streptophyta, Lycopodiopsida, Selaginellales, Selaginellaceae. The transcript has 2 exons. The coding region runs from base 23 to 1627 and encodes 534 amino acids.